Fopius arisanus is the source of this 1863-nucleotide messenger RNA. RefSeq lists its product as uncharacterized. The coding region runs from base 1 to 1863 and encodes 620 amino acids. The record is from RefSeq and is a predicted model, not a curated record. Lineage: Eukaryota; Metazoa; Arthropoda; Insecta; Hymenoptera; Braconidae. The transcript is spliced from 9 exons.
AUGAAAUUGUCAUUUGUGGUUUUAGCUGUUGCUCUCUGCAGCAUACAGCCUUCUCAUGGACUUCAGCCUGUACUCAUCCAAUGUCAGCAAUUGGCGAAACUUCUGGAAAUGCUGCCACUGCUUUCGGUCCGCGUCAACAGCACGGAAAUGAUGAUCAAUACGAUAGAAAAUCAUGAAACUGCAUUGGGUAAAAUGACGCAUUGGUUGAAUUCAAUCAUGACAGAAAUCACAGCGAUACAAGAUGACACAAAUAUCCGUGCCACCUUUGAUAUAAUUGAGGAUCUCCAGUUUCCCGACCCCGACGGAAAAUUCGCUCGCUGGAGAUCAGAAGUGGAGAAAUUAAUGGAUACCAUUAAUUCCAUUUUUCACGAUCUCCGCAGGAUCACCCAGACAAGUGAAACUAUUGUCCAUGAUUGGAAGAAUAUUUCUAAGACUGCGAAAGAGUCCAUUGAUCUUCAGGGAUUGCAUACAAAGCUAUUUCCACGUGGAGAACGUCCUAGCCAACGAGGAGGGUAUAUUUUCCAUCUUGCCUAUUUCAGUAAUACGUCGCGACGCAAAAAUUGCCCUCAAGCUUCAAUGAUGCGUUAUUUCCUCGGUCAUUUAUUCGAAGCGAUUUGCGUCACUGAAAUAAAAGGUGUGACCGCAUUGAUUUAUACCGCAUUGAUUCAAAACUGCCGAUACGACGCGUGGAGAGUCCAGGUCGCUGAGGUAAACAGCAAUUACAAAGAACGCUUCCUCGAUUACUUGCUUCAAACUAAAAAUGCGAUGCAUAUGGCUCCAGCUGAUCUUACAACUUGUGAGCCAUCUGAUGGCAUCAGAGUUCGAGAUGAAACGUACUUCGAAGCGGAGAAGCUCGAGCAAGUAUCGAUUUUCCGAUUUGAUCUCAAAGACAAUGGGUGUGAAAAUGUUAUAAAUAAAAAAUUAUUCACAUUCACCUCGGAGCGAGAUAAUUGCAGUGGUCAAUUAUCUGACUGCAAGUACUCGAAGUGGUUAAGCGUUUGUCGAUUGGAUAAUGGUUCAAAUCGAUAUCAAUGGAUCAAAUCAGAAGUCGGCAACUAUGGAAUGAAGUUGAAGAAUUGUCCCAAUGGUACGAUAAGUGAAUAUAAAGGUGUGGACAAUUUGUCCUACGGCCACUGCAUCUGCAAUUGCAGAGGUCACAUGCGUCAUUGGAUAAGUGUAACUCCGGUGCUAGCUAAUACUUCUGAUAAUAUGGUUGUCACUGGUGCGCGAUUUGUUUGGAAGGACAGAAUUCUCUAUAUUCAAUUGAAACAGGGAAGGCUAGUGAAGAAUGCCUGGGUAGAUCCAUCUUCUCAAAGUUGGAUUCCUCUUCCAAAUAAUCCAGAAGUAAUGGAGAUCACACCGGCGAACACCAAGUUCUAUCUUGAUGUUAUACGAGUACCGGUCGAUCAGGUCGUUGUUGGAGUUACAUUUGAAAAUAAUAAGGGAUGCUCAAUUGUGGUGAGUGCAAAGAGAUUCAACUACACAACCGGAGAAAUGUACGACGAUAUUAUGGACAGAGAUGCCGAUCAUUCGGAAUAUGAUGAGCUGCAAGUUCCGCGGAGAAAUUCGAUCUACACGUCUAAACGGCAUACUAGCCUCACAGGUAAGAAGUGGGUAACACUAGCACAUUCUGAUUGGCGGCAUGAUGUAGGUCAAUCGGUGGUGCCAUUGUUCGAUGGAAUAGCCAUUGAAACGAAUCCACCACUACCGCUUGGAGGAUUUGGAAUUAUCCACAAAGGCACGAAAGGAUAUGCCGGAUACAUCUCCCCGAAAUUAACUUCAUACCCAUACUCAAAAAUAUUAAAAAUGUUUAUCCAGAAUCAGAUUAACGGGUCCCCCUUGGAGAGGUGGAUCCAUUUUUGA